Messenger RNA from Colletotrichum karsti, 1497 nucleotides. Its product is annotated as calcium/proton exchanger. NCBI's taxonomy places the organism in Eukaryota, Fungi, Ascomycota, Sordariomycetes, Glomerellales, Glomerellaceae. The coding region runs from base 1 to 1497 and encodes 498 amino acids. The record is from RefSeq and is a predicted model, not a curated record. The transcript has 3 exons. Gene Ontology annotation, molecular function: calcium:proton antiporter activity. Gene Ontology annotation, cellular component: fungal-type vacuole membrane. Gene Ontology annotation, biological process: intracellular calcium ion homeostasis; calcium ion transmembrane transport.
AUGACGGACAUACACGGGCCCCGUUCAUCGGCCCCGGCCGGCAACGGCGACACGGAGCACAGCCACGAAACGACCCCGCUCCUCCCAACCACCGCGUUCCGCACCGUCCACCAAAAUAUCUCGAGCCGGAUUGCUCAUGAGGGCGAGAGCGGAAGAAGCGGCUUUCACCUACGCCAAUUCUUGAGGGUGCUGUGGCGGAGUUCUUGUACCGCGUCUAUGCUGGUCAAUGUCCUCUGGCCCAUCGUGCCCGUAGCAAUCGCCCUGAAUUGCCUCCCCGGACUUCACCUGUGGAAAUUCGCAACAGCCUAUGUGGCCGUGGUGCCGACCGCAAACCUCUUAGGUUUCGCAGGGCAGGAGUUUGCUCGGAAGAUGCCCAAAGUGGCUGGCAUCUUGAUCGAAACCACGUUCGGGUCCAUCGUCGAAAUCAUCCUGUUCGUGGUUCUCAUCACCAAACACAACGCCGAUGGGGGCAAUGGUGAUGAAGGAAAUUUGAUCCCCAUCAUCCAGGCUGCAAUCCUCGGAAGUAUUCUGACAAACUUGUUGCUUUGCCUCGGGCUCUGCUUCUUCUUCGGCGGAAUACGUCACGCCAGCCAAAAGUUCCACGCCAUUGUCUCCGAGGUUGGCACCGGGCUUCUGCUAGUUGCCGCAUUUGGGCUGCUCAUCCCAAGCGCGUUCUACUCCGCCCUCAAGUCUGAGGUCUUGCUCGAUAUUCCUGGUCUCAAGGUGGCAUUCCACGAAAAGUUUACCGAAGGUACUUUGCACGCUGAUGUCUUGCGGAUCAGCCAGGCCACAUCAAUUGCCUUGAUUGUGGCCUUCUUCCUCUACGUCUGGUACCAAGCGAGCAGCCAGCAUAGUAUAUUUGACGAGGUUAUUGAGAUGGAUGAGCAUCGUGAUGCUGAUCGCGAGGAGGAUAUGGAGAAACCAAAGUUCACGCUGACAGAGACAGCCCUUGCUCUCACGCUUUCAUUGGCAUUGGUAACACUGCUGCUCAUCUUUCUCGUUCAGGGAAUUGAGGAUGUCGUUGAGAGUGGCAUUCCCGACCAGUUUCUGGGCUUGAUCCUACUUCCCUUGGUAGAGAAAGCUGCGGAGCAUUUGACCGCCGUCGAUGAGGCCUGGGACGGAGUCAUCAACGUAGCUCUCUAUCAUUGUCUCGCCCCUUCAAUCCAAACCGCCCUCUUCAACGGUCCACUAGUUGUUCUCGUCGGUUGGGCUUUGGGCAAGCCAAUGGACCUCAACUUUGAAAUUUUCAUGAUCGGCUUGCUUGUGCUCUCCAUUCUUGUGGUGGGUAAUUUCCUACGAGAUGGUGAAUCAAACUGGCUUGAGGGAGCUUUGCUUGUCGUUAUAUAUGUGAUCAUUGCGAUUGCAUGUUGGUACUAUCCCAACCCAGAUAUUGCAACUUCCAACGGUAUCCAAGGGUCGGAUCUUGUUAACGUCACCAUGAGCGUUGAAAUGCUCCGACAAAUCCAAGAGCUCUUGACACAGAGCCUGCGUGAUUGA